Messenger RNA from Aspergillus alliaceus, 2840 nucleotides. Its product is annotated as putative anaphase-promoting complex component Cut20/Apc4. The coding region runs from base 69 to 2549 and encodes 826 amino acids. Gene Ontology annotation, cellular component: nuclear periphery; anaphase-promoting complex. NCBI's taxonomy places the organism in Eukaryota, Fungi, Ascomycota, Eurotiomycetes, Eurotiales, Aspergillaceae. The record is from RefSeq and is a predicted model, not a curated record. Gene Ontology annotation, molecular function: protein binding. Gene Ontology annotation, biological process: anaphase-promoting complex-dependent catabolic process; positive regulation of mitotic metaphase/anaphase transition; protein K11-linked ubiquitination. The transcript is spliced from 7 exons.
ACGCCAGGCGCGAAACAUACUAGAUCAACCUACUUCCAAAGAAUGGACUAGAGGGACACUGUGCGAUCAUGGCCGAAGAUAAUUCUCAUUCUUCGCCAUUGCGUCAUGAGCCGCAACUUACUCCUGUUGCAGAAAAGUCACUGCCAGCAAAAUGCAAGGCCAAUACGCUGAAAUACUGUCCUACAAUGGACCUUAUCUCCCUUGUUACGGAAGAUGACGAACUACGAGUUUUCCGACUAAACGGACAGAAGGUUUUUGGGGGUUCAUUCAAGGGGGACCCUUACUUGGAUGAGGAUGACGGUGGGGGUGAAAUCCGAAAGUUGAUGUGGAAAAACAAUGGUCACCUACUUGCUGUCGCUUGCGCGGAUAAUACCAUCCGGAUUAUUAGUGCUUACAGCGGUAAAACUGUCCACCAUUAUCCGGCGUAUCAAGGACAGGGUCAUGCCGACCGAUCUGUUAGCGUUACUUGUUUAGGCUGGGGUGUAAACUUCACUGAUAUCGAGGUUGCACAACGGCACCUGCAGGAGGCUGCCGGGCAAAUUUCCGUUGAGGACCUGCUGUCACCGGAUGUGCAUCCUUCAGCAGCUGCCCUACUCAAGGCCGACCUACCAAGAGAGCUAGCUUUACUUGACAUUGAAAGCUCGCUACCUAAGUUAAGCACACUACCUGCAACAGGAAGCGAUGACGAUGUGUUCAGUUCGCGAGCAUCUAUCGAUGCUAUCUUCCAUUCUGCCGGCAAAAACACUAACGACGCGGUAGAUGUCUUGCUGAUAGGCUUCAACGACGGCACUGUUCAUUUGCGAAUUUUCGAUUGUUUCGAGAUAGGCUCAUUCCAGGUGGGGAGUUCCAUUAGGCCUGCCAACUCGUGCAAGAUUCUUCAACACGCCUCUCAUCCACUGAGCUCCACCCAUGCGAUGCUGGCAUCCUCGCACUCAGAUAAUGAUCUGGACUCCUUACAUUUACUCGCCCUUGACCUUCGUUUUAUCACGCGGUCGGGGAGAUAUCUUUCUCUUCUUGCCCAUAAGAUAACUCAGCUUCAAAACCUGCUCAGAUACGUCAAUCAAGUACAAAGGCAGAUUGAACUCGAGUGGAAAAACGCACAAGAACUGCCGGCGAGGUACAUGCGUAGUAUAAACGAAGAUUUGUUGGAAAAAUGCCAUUGUGAUUUUGUGACAGCCGCAUACCAUCUAGUGGUUACCGGAGACUGUUUUGAACCAAUGAAGGAGUUCCUGGUAGACAUUGUUGGAGAAAGAGGCCACAAAAGGUGGGAGAAAGCUGUGUCGAGUGGUUACGAAAAUAUUCGACGUUUGACACAUGAAUGUCUCCUUCCGGCCCUUGAAAGAUGUGAAGUGCUGCUCAGUCGCCUCACCGGGCUUUCCAAGUUUCAUAAGAUAUGUGGGGUCUUAGGUUUGGAGACGCCAGAGCUGAAUGCAAUUGUUGAGACUCUGGAUUGCCUUCAUCUCUUAGCGCAUCAUAUAAUCAUCAACACAAACGAAGAAUUAAGCCAAUUCAACUCGUUUUCAAGAUGGCUUCGGCACGAAAUAGACAUGCAGAGUGCAGAACCGAUGUCCCAGACGCUGGAAGAGCUGCAGGAAAAAACGGACCUGAUUGAAUACCCGCAGACCCUGAAGUAUAUCAGAGGCGCCUUGACCAAGAGUAAACUACGAAGCUUCAUUCAACAACUGCCUUUGAUCGGGUUUGCAAGGCCCUCUCCCAAUACGCCAGACAAGUGGGCACCCACCUCACACGACAGAUCAUUCUAUGACAUGUUUAAGAAAUUGCUGGACCAAAACAACCUAGCCUCGGACACUGAAACUCCGGUGGAGCUACCGAAGAUGAAUGAUCUAACAAAGCGCCUUGGGCUACAAUUCGAGAAAGUCUUUGGCCAAAUCGCCUUGACACAGCGGAGAGGUAUCCUCCACCGGUCUCCUCUUGCCCUUCAUCCAGAUUGUGACAAAGAUAUCAUCGAUCUUGCUAUGCGCUAUGAGGAAGUUGGAGAACAGAGUCUGUGUGUGAUAUAUGUGGCUACUAGAUCCAUCCAGUCGAAGCAGUUACUAUAUAUCUACCGCAUGAUUUUGGAUUGCGAAAAUGGGGUCAGCUCUACACGGAGAACUAGUAUAGGAGCUAUUGAUCUACAAGAAGGGGAAAUACGCCAGGUACAGUUCGUGGAGGAUGACACCAUUAUGCUACUUUGGUCCAAUAACGAGGGGUUUUCUUAUCUACUCAACUUUCCCUUCCAACCGGCACCUACCGGCGAGACUUCUGGAAGUGUUGACAGUUCUCGUUUCAUCGGCUUUGAAGAUUUUGACUGUGACUCGGCAUCAUCUACGCCCGUUGCAACUACCACAACGCUUGACGUCUUGGCCCCGGACUGCGAAUGGAUUAAACAUGCCUUUACAGUACCCGGGCCGAAACUUAAACCUACGAGAAUAUAUGUCAACGGCCGACAUGGCCGUCGGGCGAUUUGUGUUUUGUAUGGCGAUGGUCUACGUUACGAGGUGUUGGAUUUAGAUGCAGAGAUGGAGGACGAAGAGGUGGACAGUGAUUAAAACAUGAGAACAAGAACAAAUAACCUACGGUUCUUGUCCCUACGGAACCAAGGCUAACCUGAAGGUUUACACCAGGCAGUAAAUUAGCGGGUGGAUGGGCAACUCUAGGUUCCACCACCAACAAGCAGCAAAGCUGCUACAGGCAGGGAUAUUCCCUCCGUUUGCCGUCGUUUAUUGAUAUGUUGAUUGUGACUGGCUGUCCGGCUUGUCCAGCGAUUGUAGUGAAAUGAUCCCUGAGAUCUGAACCUAAAAGAGCACUUCACAGAUCAUUACUUUUGCGCUGUGUGUCUG